Balaenoptera musculus (blue whale) is the source of this 936-nucleotide messenger RNA. It is a transcript of the gene AURKAIP1, whose product is annotated as aurora kinase A interacting protein 1. Gene Ontology annotation, biological process: mRNA processing. The coding region runs from base 220 to 852 and encodes 210 amino acids. Gene Ontology annotation, cellular component: mitochondrion. The transcript has 4 exons. NCBI's taxonomy places the organism in Eukaryota, Metazoa, Chordata, Mammalia, Artiodactyla, Balaenopteridae. The record is from RefSeq and is a predicted model, not a curated record.
GACCGGAAGUGCCUGAGCGCGGCGGCGGAAUGGUCAGUUGAGCCUCUCGGUUGCGUCUGGGAAGAGUCGGCGUGAGGCCGCGGCGUGCGGGCUCCAGGGACGGCGGAGGCGGCCGCGGCCGUCUGGGGCUCGGGACCUAAGACCCGAGCGUCGACACCACCCGCGCGGUGGGCGCCUCGGGCUCCGCUGAGUGCCUGGGGCCGCCGCCAAGCACAGACCAUGUUCAUGGUGCGCCUGACCUCCCAGCUGCUCAGGGCUGUUCCCCGGGCAGGUUGCAGUGGGCCUUGGCCUGUCUGCGGGGUGUUGGGCAGGCAUAACUGCAGGCCUCGCUACAGCAUGCAACCAAUAGGCCCAAGUGGGGUUGCCUCCCUUCCUGACAGGCGGGUCCACAUGGAGCUUGAGGAGAUGCUGGUCCCCAGGAAGAUGUCUAUCAGCCCCUUGGAGAGCUGGCUGACCGUUCGCUACCUCCUGCCCAGACUGGACGCUGGGGCCCCAGGGACUGUGUCUCCAGCCCAAGUCUAUGAGUGUCCACCCAGCCAGGGGGGGGAAGGGGUCGCGCAGGGGGGUAAGGAGGUCUGGGACGCGUCCCAGAUACAGUGCAAGAACGUGCUCAAGAUCCGCCGGCGGAAGAUGAAUCAUCACAAGUACCGCAAGCUGGUCAAGAGGACCCGGUUCCUGCGGCGGAAGGUCAGGGAGGGACGCCUGAAACGGAAGCAGACCUGUUGGUGGUCCCUCCCUCUGCCCUCGCAGAUGAGGUUCGAGAGAGACCUGAGGCGCAUCUGGCGGAAGGCGGGCCUGAAGGAAGCCCCUGCAGGCUGGCAGACCCCCAAGAUCUACCUGAAGGGCAAAUGAGUCUCGUGUGUCUCUCCCCCAGCCCUGUUACUGUUGAUGACCCGUUGAAUAAAAAUUCGGAGAACUUAGCCAUCUUUGCUGGCC